Molecule: messenger RNA, 5895 nt
Organism: Rattus norvegicus (Norway rat)
Lineage: Eukaryota; Metazoa; Chordata; Mammalia; Rodentia; Muridae
Gene: Kdr
Product: kinase insert domain receptor
Exons: 30
Coding region: 254-4285 (1343 amino acids)
Biological process (GO): regulation of endothelial cell proliferation; epithelial tube morphogenesis; positive regulation of signal transduction
Cellular component (GO): endoplasmic reticulum; membrane; anchoring junction
Molecular function (GO): protein tyrosine kinase activity; ATP binding; protein kinase activity
Source: RefSeq, marked validated
CCAAGAGAGUAGGCUGUGUCUCCUUAGAUCGCCCGGAACGCUACUCCGCACGACUGAAAGCCCAGAUUGUGUCCUGCAGCCGGGAUAACCUGGCUGACCCGUGUCCGCCGACACUGCUGCAGCUGCGGCUGGAGCCAGGGCGCCGGUGCCCUGCGCUUUCCCAGGUUUUGCACUGCAGGAGCGCGUACCGCUUCUGUGACUUCUUUGCCGGCCAGGGACCGAGAAAGCAUCUGUGCCCAGCGCGAGGUGCAGGAUGGAGAGCAGGGCGCUGCUAGCUGUCGCUCUGUGGUUCUGCGUGGAGACCCGAGCCGCCUCUGUGGGUUUGCCUGGCGAUUCCCUCCAUCCACCCAAGCUCAGCACACAAAAAGACAUACUUACAAUUUUGGCAAAUACAACCCUUCAGAUUACUUGCAGGGGACAGAGGGACCUGGAUUGGCUUUGGCCCAACACUCCGCGUGACUCUGAGGAAAGGGUGUUGGUGACUGAGUGUGGCGACAGUAUCUUCUGCAAGACACUCACAGUUCCCAGAGUGGUUGGAAAUGAUACUGGAGCCUACAAGUGCUUCUAUCGGGACACCGAUGUCUCCUCCAUCGUUUAUGUCUAUGUUCAAGAUCACAGGUCACCAUUCAUCGCCUCUGUCAGUGACGAGCAUGGCAUCGUGUACAUCACUGAGAACAAGAACAAAACUGUGGUGAUCCCAUGCCGAGGGUCGAUUUCAAACCUCAACGUGUCACUUUGUGCUAGGUAUCCAGAAAAGAGAUUUGUUCCGGAUGGAAACAGAAUUUCCUGGGACAGCGAGAAAGGCUUUACUAUCCCCAGUUACAUGAUCAGCUAUGCCGGCAUGGUCUUCUGUGAGGCAAAGAUUAAUGAUGAAACGUAUCAGUCUAUCAUGUACAUAGUUCUGGUUGUAGGAUAUAGGAUUUAUGAUGUGGUCCUGAGCCCCCCUCAUGAAAUUGAGCUAUCUGCCGGAGAAAAGCUUGUCUUAAAUUGUACAGCAAGAACAGAGCUCAACGUGGGGCUUGAUUUCAGCUGGCAAUUCCCGUCCUCAAAGCAUCAGCAUAAGAAGAUUGUAAACCGGGAUGUGAAAUCCCUUCCUGGGACUGUGGCAAAGAUGUUUUUGAGCACCUUGACCAUAGACAGUGUGACCAAGAGUGACCAAGGAGAAUACACCUGCACAGCGUACAGUGGACUGAUGACCAAGAAAAAUAAAACAUUUGUCCGAGUUCAUACAAAACCUUUUAUUGCUUUUGGUAGCGGGAUGAAAUCUUUGGUGGAAGCCACUGUGGGCAGCCAAGUCCGAAUCCCUGUGAAGUAUCUCAGUUACCCAGCUCCUGAUAUCAAAUGGUACAGAAAUGGACGACCCAUUGAGUCCAAUUACACAAUGAUCGUUGGUGAUGAACUCACCAUCAUGGAAGUGAGUGAAAGAGAUGCGGGAAACUACACGGUCAUCCUCACCAAUCCCAUUUCAAUGGAGAAACAGAGCCACAUGGUCUCUCUGGUUGUGAAUGUUCCACCCCAGAUCGGUGAGAAAGCCUUGAUCUCUCCUAUGGAUUCCUACCAGUAUGGCACCAUGCAGACGCUGACAUGCACAGUCUAUGCCAACCCUCCCCUGCACCACAUCCAAUGGUACUGGCAGCUAGAAGAAGCAUGCUCCUACAGGCCCAGCCAAACAAACCCAUAUACUUGUAAAGAAUGGAGACACGUGAAGGAUUUCCAGGGGGGAAAUAAGAUCGAAGUCACCAAAAACCAAUAUGCCCUAAUUGAAGGAAAAAACAAAACUGUAAGUACUCUGGUCAUCCAGGCUGCCAACGUGUCCGCAUUAUACAAAUGUGAAGCCAUCAACAAAGCAGGACGAGGAGAGAGGGUCAUCUCCUUCCAUGUGAUCAGGGGUCCUGAAAUUACUGUCCAGCCUGCUACCCAGCCAACCGAGCAGGAGAGUGUGUCUCUAUUGUGCACUGCAGAUAGAAACACGUUUGAGAACCUCACGUGGUACAAGCUUGGCUCACAGGCAACAUCGGUCCACAUGGGCGAAUCACUCACACCAGUUUGCAAGAACUUGGACGCUCUUUGGAAACUGAAUGGCACCGUGUUUUCUAACAGCACAAACGACAUCUUGAUUGUGGCAUUCCAGAAUGCCUCCCUGCAGGACCAAGGCAACUAUGUCUGCUCUGCUCAAGACAAGAAGACCAAGAAAAGACAUUGCCUAGUCAAGCAGCUCGUCAUCCUAGAGCGCAUGGCACCCAUGAUCACUGGAAAUCUGGAGAAUCAGACAACAACCAUUGGUGAGACCAUCGAAGUUGUUUGUCCAACAUCUGGAAACCCUACCCCCCUCAUUACAUGGUUCAAAGACAAUGAGACCCUUGUAGAAGAUUCAGGCAUUGUACUAAAAGACGGGAACCGGAACCUAACUAUCCGAAGGGUGAGGAAGGAAGACGGGGGCCUCUACACCUGCCAGGCCUGCAAUGUCCUUGGCUGUGCAAGAGCAGAGACACUCUUCAUAAUAGAAGGUGCCCAGGAAAAGACCAACUUGGAAGUCAUUAUUCUCGUCGGCACUGCAGUGAUCGCCAUGUUCUUCUGGCUACUUCUUGUCAUUGUUCUACGGACCGUUAAGCGGGCCAAUGAAGGGGAACUGAAGACAGGCUACUUGUCCAUUGUCAUGGAUCCAGAUGAACUGCCCUUGGAUGAGCGCUGUGAACGCUUGCCUUAUGAUGCCAGCAAGUGGGAGUUCCCCAGGGACCGGCUGAAACUAGGAAAACCUCUUGGCCGUGGUGCCUUUGGCCAAGUGAUUGAGGCAGAUGCCUUUGGAAUCGACAAGACAGCGACUUGCAAAACAGUGGCUGUCAAGAUGUUGAAAGAGGGAGCAACACACAGCGAGCACCGAGCCCUCAUGUCCGAACUCAAGAUCCUCAUCCACAUUGGCCACCAUCUCAAUGUGGUGAACCUGCUGGGUGCCUGCACGAAGCCCGGAGGGCCUCUCAUGGUGAUUGUAGAAUUCUGCAAGUUUGGAAACCUAUCAACUUACUUACGGGGCAAGAGAAAUGAAUUCGUGCCCUAUAAGAGCAAAGGGGCACGCUUCCGCUCUGGGAAAGACUAUGUUGGGGAGCUCUCCGUAGACCUGAAGCGGCGCUUGGACAGCAUCACCAGCAGUCAGAGCUCUGCCAGCUCAGGUUUUGUGGAGGAGAAAUCCCUCAGUGACGUAGAGGAAGAAGAAGCUUCUGAAGAACUCUACAAGGACUUCCUGACCUUGGAGCAUCUCAUCUGUUACAGCUUCCAAGUGGCUAAGGGCAUGGAGUUCUUGGCAUCAAGGAAGUGUAUCCACAGGGACCUGGCAGCACGAAACAUUCUCCUAUCGGAGAAGAACGUGGUUAAGAUCUGUGACUUUGGCUUGGCCCGGGACAUUUAUAAAGACCCAGAUUACGUCAGAAAAGGAGAUGCCCGACUCCCUUUGAAGUGGAUGGCUCCGGAAACAAUUUUUGACAGAGUAUACACAAUUCAGAGUGACGUGUGGUCUUUUGGUGUUUUGCUCUGGGAAAUAUUUUCCUUAGGUGCUUCCCCAUAUCCUGGGGUCAAGAUUGAUGAAGAAUUUUGUAGGAGAUUGAAAGAAGGAACGAGAAUGCGGGCUCCUGACUACACCACCCCAGAAAUGUACCAAACCAUGCUGGAUUGCUGGCAUGAGGACCCCAACCAGAGACCCGCGUUUUCAGAGUUGGUGGAGCACUUGGGAAAUCUCCUGCAAGCAAAUGCUCAGCAGGAUGGCAAAGACUAUAUUGUUCUUCCAAUGUCAGAGACACUGAGCAUGGAAGAGGAUUCUGGACUCUCCCUGCCUACCUCACCUGUUUCCUGUAUGGAGGAAGAGGAAGUGUGCGACCCCAAAUUCCAUUAUGACAACACAGCAGGAAUCAGUCAUUAUCUGCAGAACAGCAAGCGAAAAAGCCGGCCAGUGAGUGUAAAAACAUUUGAAGAUAUCCCUUUGGAGGAACCAGAAGUAAAAGUGAUUCCAGAUGACAGCCAGACAGACAGUGGGAUGGUCCUUGCCUCAGAAGAGCUGAAAACUCUGGAAGACAGGAACAAAUUAUCUCCAUCUUUUGGUGGGAUGAUGCCCAGUAAAAGCAGGGAGUCUGUGGCCUCGGAAGGCUCCAACCAGACCAGCGGCUACCAGUCUGGGUAUCACUCAGACGACACAGAUACCACCGUGUACUCCAGCGACGAGGCAGGACUUUUAAAGCUGGUGGAUGUUGCAGGGCACGUUGACUCUGGGACCACACUGCGCUCAUCUCCUGUUUAAAAGGAAGUGGCCCUGUCCCGUCCCCGCCCCCAACUCCUGGAAAUAACUCGAGAGGUGCUGCUUAGAUUUUCAAGUGUUGUUCUUUCCACCACUCGGAAGUAGCCGCAUUUGAUUUUCAUUUCAGAAGAGGGACCUCAGACGGCAAGAAGCUUGUCCUCAGGGCAUUUCCAGAAAAAUGCCCAUGACCCAAGAAUGUGUUGACUAUACUCUCUUUUCCAUUGGUUUAAAAAUCCUAUAUAUUGUGCCCUGCUGCGGGUCUCACUACCAGUUAAAACAAAAGACGUUCAAACAGCGGCUCUAUCCUCCAAGAAGUAGCCAUACCCAGGCAAUGGAGCCCUCUGUGAAACUGGAUAAAAUGGGCGAUGUUAGUGCUUUGUGUGUUGGGAUGGGUGAGAUGUCCCAGGGCUGAGUCUACCUAAAAGGCUUUGUGGAGGAUGUGGGCUAUGAGCCAAGUGUUAAGUGUGAGAUGUGGACUGGUAGGAAGGAAGGAGCAAGCUCGCUCAGAGAGCGGUUGGAGCCUGCAGAUGCAUUGUGCUGGCUGUGGUGGAGGUGAGCAUGUGGCCUGUCAGGAAACGCCAAGGCGGCUGUCGGGGUUUGGUUUUGGAAGGUUGCGUGCUCUUCACGGUUGGGCUACAGGCGAGUUCCCUGUGCUGUUUCCUACUCCUAAUGAGAGUUCCUUCCGGACUCUUACGUGUCUCCUGGCCUAGCCCCAGGAAGGAAAUGACGCAGCUUGCUCCUCAUCUCCCAGGCUGUGCCUUAACUCAGAAUACUAAAAGAGAGGGACUUUGGCCGAGGCUCCGCUCCUUGUCAUGCUGAAGAACUGUGAGAACACAACAGAAACUCAGGGUUUCUGCUGGGUGGAUACCCACUUGUCUGCCCUGGUGGCAGUGUCUGAGGGUUUUGUCAAGUGGCGACGGUAAAGGCUCAGACAGGAUGUAUCCCUUUGUUCUUCCUCUAACUCCACUUCUGUCUUGCCACACACCCCCCCCUCCCCAGUGCUCAGUAUUUUAGCUUUGUGGCCACGUGAUGGCAGAAGGUCUUAAUUGGUUGGUUUUGCUCUCCAGAUAAAAUCACUAGUCAGAUUUCGAAAUUACUUUAUAGCCAAGGUCUGAUAACAUCUACUGUAUCGUUUAGAAUUUAACAUAUAAAGCUGUGUCUACUGGUUUUUUUUUUUUUGCCCUUGGGCAUAUGUUUUUCAAAAGAGAAACUACUUUUCAUUUGGUACCAUAGCGUGACGAGCAGGGGCCAAUGACUGUAAAACAUGCUGUGGCACAUAUAUUUAUAGUCUGUUAUGUGGAACAAAUGUAAUAUAUUGAAACUUUAUAUUAUAUAUAAGGAACUUUGUACUAUCCGCAUUUCGUAUCAGUAUUAUGUAGCACGACAGAGACUGUGAGGUCUGAGCAGCUGGUGGCUCAGGACGUUGAGAAACUCGAAGGAAUCCUUUCGUGAGGAUGCGCAGCUAUCCCUACCCAUCUCUCUCACCUCAAACGGAGGAGAAAGGGGAAUCAGAGAUAAUGUGAGUGUGUCCUUGUUCUCUGUUCUUAGGAGGAAUGUUCUUACCAACUGUUCAUACGCUUUAUAAACCAAUAAAUGUAUUCCGAGUAAAGAGA